AGUCGUGUUUGAGCCGUGCUACGAGUCGCACGUAUGUUCCGGGUUGCUCCGCGUGUGUAGUGAUUCUAUUUUUAAGUGACUUCUUUGUGCUGCUAUUAUUUCCGAGGAGGACAAAACAAUAGUAACUGUUGCUUUGAUUGAUCAAAAUUCUAACGGGUUAUAAUCGGAAAACAAUCGCAUUUAUCGGCCGUUUUGUGGAAGAGAAUGGUAGCUAAUUGAAUUAAGCAGCUUGCGGUGCGCAUUUGAGCUGGAUUGGAGAAGAAUUGGUAGAAGCAGAGUGUGGCUGUGUUUGUGUGUGACGGAACGCGUACUCUUCUACGUGCCAGUGCCCGUCCAAGGAAAUCUCGUCGGUCGACGGGACGGAUGGAAGGAAGAGUCCCGCCGGUUCGGACCAACGUAGCUACGAUACGUGCACAACAACGCCCCCCGAUGAUGAUGAUGAUGAUGAUGGAAAUCGUACAUGUGUGCCUCGGCUGGUGCUGAUGUUGUGUUCAGGGCAGUAGGUAGUUGGAAGAAUUUAAUAUGUGAGCUGCCAGAAGAAGGAACAGAAAAUACGAGCUGUAAUGUAAUCGAGUGACGGAUUACGAGAUUUAUUGAGAGAUUUCAGUUCGACUAAGAGUUGUGAUAUAAACCUGGAAUUUAGGUUUGUGUGAAACAGAAAGUGCUGAUUUGCUACUAGAAAGAGUGAAUAGUUUGCGUCCAGUUCGAGGAUUGUUGUCGAAGAAUUUAUGUUCGUUUAUUGAUAUACCUACACGCAUCGCAGUCCUACCACCAUAUCUCCAAUUCCCGAAAUCCAAUACAGGUUCAACCGGUCUCCAUUCAAAACCUACCACACGGCAAGCGUAUUCGUACAAUCUUUCCACCAUUCACUCACUGAGCAACUGAGCUGAGCGAGCGAACCCAUGAAGAAUAAUGAACAAAACUGCUGUCUUAUUCAGGAGAUGAAAAAAAUCAUAACAAGAGAUCUAUGAUCGGUUCGAAUUGUGGCUCUGCGUGAGUGUGCGUGUGUGUGUGUCGGUCCCGAAAAGUUCUAAACAAGAAUAACAUCAUCAGGCAGGCUAGCAGGCAGACAGCCACACAUCUGGAGACAAGAAGACGAUCCGAGGUCCGAGCUGAGAGACGUCGUCGUUGCGUGUUUCGAAGAAAUUGGUGUGUUUUUUAUAGUUCUUUUCGUUUUGAGUUUUGACAAGUGAGGAAGCUUCAAAACAUACAGGCAGUGUUCUGUGUAGCAGUUCGGAAGAAGCAAGCAAGAAGAAGUGAAAUUGGUAGAAAUUGGUGAUUGUUUCUCGGGUGAAGAGAAGAAGAUACACGCUGGGACUUGGUGAAGGUUUCGGGUGUUUUUCCCCGGAAAGCUAUGUUCCCAGUGGAUCGACAGCUCGGUAGCAGAUCGUGGUGCCAGUAGUGAGGCUGAGAAUGACGAGAUGGCCUACGGGCCGAAGAUUUCGCGUUUGUCGCGAGCAGCAGCUGAAUGCCCCCGGCGAUUUCCGGCGGUCACCGGCGGCGGCGACGGUGGUGCUGCCACCAGUAGUCGAAGAUGGAUGCUAGUGCUGAUGAUGUUGAUGAUGCUGGUGCUGUCGUCACCCAAUGCAGGAUUCGCCAGUGCCUUCUCGAGCCAGUUGCUCUACACCACGUACAUCGACAUUCGGCUGGCGAAUGUCACCAUCCAGCAGAACACCACCUGUUCGGUGGAGAUCCUGGUCAAGGAUCUGAACGAAGCGUCCGCCAUGGACUUCUACUACGAUCGGGGGUUGGUAUGCUUCACCGAGCACAACUCCGAAACGAUCCAGUGUGCCCAGAUGCGGGACGGCCCAUUGCAGGCCGUCAACAAAACAGCUGUGAUAACCCACGGGCUGGACAAGCCCGAGGGUCUAGCGAUAGAUUGGUAUACCGAUAAGCUCUACUGGACUGACGGAGAGACGAACCGCAUCGAGGUCGCCACACUCAACGGAAAGUUCCAGAAGGUGCUGUUCUGGAGCGAUCUGGAUCAGCCACGUGCCAUAGCUCUAGUACCUGCCAGACGGUUCAUGAUCUGGACCGAUUGGGGUGAAAGUCCAAAGAUAGAACGUGCCAGCAUGGACGGCGAUCCUCAGUCGAGGGUGGUCCUGGUGCACGACCGGAUAUUCUGGCCCAACGGUUUGGCCGUUGAUCUGGAAAGCGAACUGAUCUACUGGGUCGAUGGAAAUCUGCACUUUCUGGACGUGAUGAACCUCGACGGUAGCAAUCGGAGAACCCUGGUCAACAACCUGGACUACCCGUAUAGUCUAACCUUCGCCCCAAACUACCUCUUCUGGACCGACUGGCAGGAUGGCACUCUUCACUACUACAACAUAGCCACAGAGAAGCACGAAGAAAUCAUGGACAGUCCAGUCGUUCCGAUCACCGUUCAUGCGUGGGACCACCGCCUUCAACCGGCAGGGGACAACCCCUGUCGUAGAAACAAUGGAAACUGCUCACAUCUCUGCCUUCUAUCAACCAACAUGGCUGGGUACAGUUGCGCCUGUCCUACCGGGGUCAAACUACUCACCCGAACUCAGUGCGCCGAUGGUCCUCAGGAUAUGCUAUUCGUCGUGCAGCGAACUCAAAUCAGCCGGAUAUCUCUGGAUUCACCGGACUACACCAGCAUCCAGCUGCAGCUAGGGAAAGUCCGCUACGCGAUUGCGAUCGAUUACGAUCCGGUGGAGAACUAUAUCUACUGGUCGGAUGAGGGAUCGAAUGCUAUCAAAAAGGUGCGACCCGAUGGGACGGGAAUGGUAGAGGUGGUCAACACGGAGAUCCAAAGUCCGGACGGUUUAGCGGUGGAUUGGUUGGCGCGUAAUCUGUACUGGACCGACACGGGAACCGAUCGGAUACAGGUUUGUCGGUUGGAUGGUUCCUUCCGAAGGGUGUUGAUCUACGAACAUCUGGAGGAACCACGAGCGAUCGCGUUGGCGCCCACACUGGGCUGGAUGUUCUGGAGCGAUUGGAGCGAGAAGGAUCCCAAGAUCGAGCGGGCCUCGUUGGAUGGGACGGAGCGGGUGUUGAUCGUUCAGCAGAACCUCGGCUGGCCGAAUGGAAUCGCGCUGGAUGUCGAGGCGAGGAAGAUCUACUGGUGCGAUGCCAAGCUGGAUAGGAUCGAGGUCGCCAACAUGGACGGUUCGGGAAGGAAUAUAAUCCUGUCGGAUAAUCUACCGCAUGCCUUUGGAUUGAGUAUUUUGGGCGACUUCCUGUAUUGGACGGAUUGGCAGCGCAGGUCGAUUGAUCGUGCGAACAAACUGAACGGCAAUGAUCGUACGGUUAUUGUGGAAGCAUUUCCGGAUUUGAUGGGACUGAAAGUGGCCAAGUUGAACGAAGCAAAGGGCAGUAAUCUUUGUGGUGUUCGCAAUGGAGGUUGCUCCCAGCUGUGCCUUAAUCGACCGAGAGAUUACGUCUGUAGAUGCCAGAUCGAUUACGAGUUGGAUCGCGAUAACCGAACUUGCUUCAUCCCAUCGGCGUUCCUUUUGUUUUCGAGACACGACACGGGCAGUAUUGGAAGGAUUUCGAUCGAUAGUCACAACCACACGGACUAUGCUCCGUUCCGGAGCGUGAUCGACGCACACUAUCUGGACGUAGACAUAGCUGAUCGUAGGAUCUACUGGGCUAGCCAGAAGCAGAAGCAUAUCUCCCGGGCGUACAUCAAUGGGUCCAACGUGGAGAAAAUCGUCGAAUCGGGUUUGAUUCAACCGGAAGGGAUCGCUGUCGAUUGGUUAGCUCACAACAUCUACUGGACGGAUGCGGAAGCUCGUCGGAUAGAGGUGGCUAGGCUUGACGGAAGCAGUCGGAGGAUUCUAAUUUGGAAGGGGAUUGAGGAACCGAGGAAUCUGAUUCUGGAGCCUCGACGUGGGUUGAUGUACUGGGCGGAAUGGCCCUCGGAUUCCAUCCGGAGGGCUGUGAUGGACGGGAGUGAGUUGAAAACGAUCAUUUCGGGAGCGAAUCUAGCAACGGGAUUAACACUGGAUCCGGACACUCGACGCCUUUACUGGGCCUGCCAGAGUUCUCCAACGGCCAUCGAAUCCGCCGAGUGGGACGGCAGUAAACGUAAGGUCCUGGUCACGGCUGAUUCCGACAACCCGUUCGUUCCGCACGCGGUCACCCUGUACAAAGACUACGUUUACUGGAGUGACUGGAAUACCGGAGAAAUCGAACGUGCCAACAAGACGACCGGUUACAAUAGAACCAUCGUUCAUACGAACCUGAAGUAUACCAACUCGCUGCUGGCCUUUCAUCCGUUUCGUCAGUCCGGAUCGAAUCAAUGCCGCACGAACAACGGAGGUUGUUCGCAUCUGUGCCUUGCCCUGGGACAACGGAAGAUGACCUGCGCGUGUCCAACGCACUACACCUUGACGGCAAAUCGCGUAUCCUGUAGUCCUCCGAAGAACUAUAUCAUCUUCAGUCAGCGGAAUUCCUUCGGACGGUUUAUGCCGAAUACGACGGAUUCGCCAGAUGUGCCGCUCCCUGUCACAGGCAAGAACAUCCGGGCCGUGGAGUAUGAUGUUGUUACGCGUUACGUUUACUGGAUUGACGGUCGCGGUCCGAUAAUUCGGCGAGCGUUCGACAACGGAACCAGCGCAAAGGUGUUCAUAGAUCCGGCUUCGUCUCCGUUCGAUAUGGUCAUUGAUCCGAUUGGACGCUUGCUGUUCUGGAGCUGUUCGCACACCAAUACCAUCAACAUUACGAACUUGGACGGCGACAUCGACCGGAUCGGUAACGUGGACAUCGGUAACUCGGAGAAGCCCCGUAGCCUGGCGCUGCACCCAUCCAAGCGAUUACUGUUCUGGACCGACGUCGGCACUGCCCAGUCCAUCAUCCGGGCCAAGUUGGACGGCACGCAGCGGAAGGAAUUGGUUUCCCGACUGGAAGGUAUUACCGCACUGGCACUGGAUCCGCUGGCGAAUCGACUGUUCUACGCCCACGGCAAACGUAUCGACAUGAUGGACAUCGAUGGGAAUGAGAUCAAAACCCUGGUAGCCGAGCACAUCAGCCUGGUGUCGUCGAUUGCUGCCCUCAACGGGUACAUCUACUGGUUGGACGAACGUCCCGGGAUGGAGCGGAUUUCCGUGAACGGUGAGAACCGUCGAACGGAGAUUCAGAAGAUACAGCACAUUACGGAUAUUGUGGCUGUUUGGACGCCGGAAGCGAGGAUGUUACGGAACCAUACGUGCAACUCGGUGAGGGCCAAGUGCAGCCACAUCUGUAUCGGUGCGCCGGAUGAUGCCAAGGGAGAGGACGUUUGCGGUUGUCCCCAGGGGUUGAUGUUGAUGAAGGAUCGUCGGAGUUGCGGAGCGCUGCCUGUUUGUGGGCCGGAUCAUUUCACGUGUGCGGCAACGUUCUCCAGCAAUGCAAUGGAUGGGGACAAUAAUAAGGAUUGUAUUCCGGUGUCGUGGCGGUGCGACGGGCAGAAGGAUUGUCCGGAUCGAUCGGAUGAACUGGACUGUCCGGCCUGUCGGGCGGAUCAGUUCAAGUGUCAAUCCGGGGAAUGCAUCGAUAAGCAUUUGGUUUGCGAUGGGACGACGCAGUGUUUGGACGGGUAUGACGAAGCGGUUUGCUGUAAGAAUCCGGAAGACUUCCAAUGCCCGACGAGCAAGGUCUGCAUCUCGUAUCAUAACGUGUGCGACGGAGAUGAGCAUUGUGCAAAUGGGGAGGAUGAAGCGCCGGAGAUUUGUGCCGAGUAUAACAAUAGGAGGAUAGUUCCAAGCGGAAGCAAAAUCACCAUGUUGAUUGUAGUGGUCAUAGCGGUAGCUGUAGUGUUCAUAGUCGUCUACCUUCUGCAGACCUGUAGGUCUCGGUUCGGAGCGGGAUCGUCGGAACCGAAGGAAGAUCAAGCUGCUGCGCCUCUGUCACCUGGAGGCCUCAACAAGAACAUCCGCGUAUCGAAGCUGACCUCCGUGGCGGACGCUGUCCGGAUGUCGACGCUCAACAGCCGCAACAGCGCCAACAGCUACGAUCGGAACCACAUAACUGGUGCUUCUAGCUCAACCACCAACGGUAGCAGCCUCAUCGGCUAUCCAUUGAAUCCUCCUCCAUCACCGGCAACCACUGCUGGCUCCGCUAGGUACUCUUCCAACUACCAUCCAUACAAGCACUACAAAAUCAUCAAUCAACCUCCUCCGCCAACGCCCUGCUCCACGGAUGUCUGCGACGAGAGCGAUUCCAACUAUACGAGCAAAAGCGCUCGCAGUAGGGAUCGCAUCGGCGGAAUGGGUGGUGGAGGAAGCCUCGGCGGUGGGGGAACCAGCAGCAGCAGUGGCCGCGGAGGUACCAGCGGCAAGUACAAACACAAUAGCCACAGCGAUCGGUACGACUCGGAACCGUAUCCGCCGCCACCGACGCCGCGGUCACACUACCACAGCGACGUCGGCGGGAUGCUUCCGGAAAGUUGUCCCCCCUCGCCGAGCUCGCGAAGUUCGACGUACUUUUCGCCACUACCUCCACCGCCUUCGCCGGUUCCGUCGCCCUCGAGGGGAUACUCAUAGCGGUAAGUUUUACAGAUUAGCCGGAGCAGUUUUUGAGGUUAGGUUUGUGGCUAUUUUUGUUAUAGCAGAUUAUAUAGGAUAUCUAUAUUCGGAUAGUUUUAUGUAAAUAUUUAUUUACUCUCGACGCGGUUUUCAAAGUUUUACGAUUAGCAAUAUUAGGCUUAAAGCGACCCCUCCUCACCUUUAAGCGCAGAGAAGUGCCUACAUUUUUGAAGGUGGUUCACCUGCAUUGCAAACAUCUUGUCAGCAACAUUAUGACUUCCUCACCAUGAACAGCCAAUUAGAGUUAAACAUUUAACCUUCCGUCUUCCAACGAGUUGAGAAAUUCAUUGCCCUUUUCGAAAUUAGUGUUCGAACGGUUAACGAGAAAACAAGUGCCUAUUAGCGAUUAUGUGGAAUUUAGAACAAAAAUUCGAAGCCUGUUUAGUAGAUUUAGAGUUUAGGCAAAAACAUCACUAUUUUACUCGAGUUGAUCGAUUUUCAUUUGUAAAUACCUUUUACUAGCGGAAGGGACAAGCAAAACCCAUCACUGAAUUAUGAUUUCAUGGCAACUACCUACUUGUAUUACUUGUUGUACGAUUCAGGGUACGAUUUUCCGUUUGUCUGAAGCAAUGAAGAGCACAUUUUCCUCUAAUCGCCCCAAUUCUUCCUACUAGAAUAUUUUUGCAUCAAAGCCCACCCCACCCUAACACGAUGAACUCAUUCUAGUGCGUGUGUAUAGAUCGUAGUUUUAGUUAAAUAACCCUCGCAAUAUCUAUUGUUUGUUUGGGUGUGUUCGGUAGCCGAACCAACAUCCAACAAAUCAACGUUCGAUUUCUUCAUCCUAAUUUGUGUUAUGUUAUAUCUACAUGUAUUUAAUCGCACAUUAAAUACGGGAAAAUGUGCUCACAAGACUGACUUUAGAAAUACAUAUGAAAACCAACUGGCAGCAAACUAGAAAUUUAGAGAAACCCUACCUUACAAACGAAGAGAUGAACAUGUGAACAUGUGUGAAUGUGUGUGUGUGUAAAUUAUAGCUAGCUACAUUAUAGCCAUGUUUGCUACCAGCAAAUCAAAUGGGAUGCCUCUAAUCACGAGCUUACAACGAAAACAAAACGGAAAUAUGUAAUUGUUAAAAGAAAAGAAAAAAAAAUAGAAAACUUGUUUAAGAACAGAUAGAGAGAGAGUAUACAAGAGAAUUAUAGUUUUUUAAUUGUUGUACAAAAAAUAUACAAAAAUGA
This is a messenger RNA of Ochlerotatus camptorhynchus, 7708 nucleotides long. It is a transcript of the gene arr, whose product is annotated as low-density lipoprotein receptor-related protein 6. The coding region runs from base 1422 to 6488 and encodes 1688 amino acids. The record is from RefSeq and is a predicted model, not a curated record. Lineage: Eukaryota; Metazoa; Arthropoda; Insecta; Diptera; Culicidae. The transcript has 6 exons. Gene Ontology annotation, molecular function: Wnt-protein binding; Wnt receptor activity. Gene Ontology annotation, biological process: canonical Wnt signaling pathway.